Diachasmimorpha longicaudata is the source of this 613-nucleotide messenger RNA. RefSeq names its product ribonuclease H1-like. The record is from RefSeq and is a predicted model, not a curated record. Gene Ontology annotation, biological process: DNA replication, removal of RNA primer. Lineage: Eukaryota; Metazoa; Arthropoda; Insecta; Hymenoptera; Braconidae. The transcript has a single exon. The coding region runs from base 1 to 519 and encodes 172 amino acids. Gene Ontology annotation, molecular function: RNA-DNA hybrid ribonuclease activity; nucleic acid binding.
AUGACAAUAUCAAUCUCUGGUUACAGGAACAUGCCCCCGAGAGAAAUCCAGAUUCAAAAGAAAACUUGGAUCACGGCCUAUAUCGAUGGUUCAUGCUCAUACAAUGGCACCACCAACGCCAUAGCUGGAGUAGGGGUCUGGUUUGGAGACAGACACCCCCUGAAUACCUAUCAGACCCUGAAAGAAGAAAGAGCCACCAAUAUCACGGCGGAAACCGCAGCGGCCAUAGAAGCUUGCAGAAUAUGCAUCAGGCAUGACAUAAAACGAGUCAAAUUAAUAACCGAUUCUAAAUACCUGAUCGACUGCAUGACCAAGCAUUUGCCCAAAUGGAAGCUGAAUGGUUGGCUCAAUGCAAAGAGCAAACCAGUCGUCAACCAGAAAUUAUUGAAGGAAUUAGAUACCCUGACUCAACAACUAGAGGUCCAAUUUGAAUAUACACCUGGGCAUAAAGGAAUCUAUGGAAACGAAAGAGCUGAUGAACUAGCUAAAGCAGGAUCAAAAAUCUACGCAUCCACCUAAUGCGAAGCAAAGCUGUCAAUAAAAGAAAAAAAAAAAACACAACACAAACCUCAAUAGACAAACAUAUAGAUUUGUGACCCCAAUUUUUCCAACC